UUUACGUGGUGACGUGUACCGGAAGACAUGCCAACUACACGGUCUGACUGACAGCAGUUGCGCUAGCUGUGAAAGACAGGCGUUAGCAGUGUAUUAGUAUUAUUUAUUGUCAGUUUAUUAAACCUACAUGGGCUUUGCUGUCCUAUAUUCACGUUAGCGUCAAACAAAUGAGAAACAAGGGCGCUAGUGUGUAUUUAGCCUAGCUUGUCUGAGCUGUCACAGCUUUCUCACGCCAUCACCAUCAGGGACAUCUGCUGCUCAGCUCUUGCAUGAGGUUGCUGUCUGUUCACUGAAGCCAUGGCCAGUCCAGAUGAUCUACAAUUCCAAGAGUUCGAGGAAGCAGCAGAGCUUCUGUCUGCCGACCCGGGGGCCGCCACACUCAGUAUGUCUGCCUCAAACAACACCACUAAAGCCACAGCAGCAGCAGGAGGAGGAGGAGGAGGAGAGGACGUGAAACUAGACCUUUCAGAGGACGAGGAGGGCCAGGAGGAGAGCUCGGAGCUGUUAGGAGGACAGAAAGCAACUGGGGGCUUCUGGACCUUUGAGUACUAUCAGUCUUUCUUCAAUGUGGACACAAUGCAGGUGCUGGACCGAGUUAAGGGGUCGGUAAUGCCGUUACCUGGAAGAAACUUUGUCAAACACCACCUUAGGAGUAACCCAGAUCUGUAUGGUCCAUUCUGGAUCUGUGUGACGCUGGUUUUCUCAGUAGCGAUCAGUGGGAACUUGUCCACCUUCCUCAGUAAGAUGGGAGACCCUGCCUACCACUACAGACCACAGUUCCACAGAGUGACGAUAGCUGCAGUAGUCAUCUUCAUGUAUGCCUGGCUGGUGCCGAUUGGGGUAUGGGGUUUCCUGACCUGGCGGCAAGGGAAUGAGAGGCAGAUUGGAGGCUACUCCUUCCUGGAGACUGUGUGCGUCUACGGCUACUCCCUUUUCAUCUAUAUCCCCACCUCGGUUUUGUGGAUCAUUCCAUUUGAGUGGUUGCGCUGGACACUGAUCCUGGUUGCCAUGGCGAUCUCUGGCUCAGUCCUGGUCCUCACCUUCUGGCCCGUUGUCCGUGACGACACCAAGGUGAUGGCCGUGGCUACAGUUGCGACCAUCGUGGUUUUGCACACGCUGCUGGCUAUCGGCUGUAAGCUUUACUUCUUCCAGACGGGGGUCCUCGUACUAACACCAGCAACGGGCCCUACGACCCCCCCGAUUCACACGACACUGUCCACCCAACGCCACUGACCAACAGGAUAAAGGAGGAGGAGUGAAGGACGUGAAGGAUGUCUCUGUUGUGUUUGAAAUCACAUACAGAUAUAAAGCUAUGUGUAGACAGGCUGGGUGAGGCAGUGUUGAUUAUUGCCAUUGUGUAAUUUGUUCAGUAUGUGGGGAUGGGGGGUGUGUGUGUGCUUGUUAGUCUAAUUUAUCCUGCGGUUGUUGUACUGUGACUGAAGCAGCACUUUCUUCACUGCAAUAAUUGUACAUUUCUACUGUGAUGUUUCAGGAUGUGGUGCAUCUAAUUAGUCUAGAAUGGCUUCCUUUACACUGCGAUUCACCUCAUUUCAUCAGCAAGAACCAAGAGAGGAGAGAAACAGUAAGGCUUCCAAACCAAGUACAAUCAUAGAACCAUGCUGUUACUAGGGCUGUGUGUUGGCAAGAAUCUGGCGAUAUGAUACGUAUCACGAUACAGGGGUUGCGAUUCGAUAUAGUGCGAUUUUUAAAAUCUAAUUUUAGGAAAACAAUCCGCACAUAAUAUGAGUAAGAAGUCCCUGUAACAUCCAACAUCACAGCCCUCAGUUUAUAUUCACAACACUGCUAUCUAGCAGUUAGCGGUGCAAUCACAAAAACCAAUACAGUGUUUUUGAAAACCGACACAAUAUGUUUUUAGUAUAUUUCUAGCUGCUACCACUCAUUCCUGCCUACAAGAUAUCAGAGCGAUACGUUCUGAUAUCACAUCAGUAUCAGUAACUGACUUUGUUGCUUCAGCAAAAGGUGCUCAUCCAAGAUAGUGAUGACAAAGUAACUUGUUUGCGAUAUCGUGCUCCCCUCUCUAAAUCUGUUGAAACAGGAGUCCAGAGGUAGAUCGACCUGUUUUUGAGGACAGGUAAAAUGUGUGAUAAUGAAGCACUGUAGUGCUGUGGAGACGACCUAGAGUUAUUAGUUACCUAUAUUGUUUUCCAUAUGUAUAAAAAAUAUGUUGGUUUGGUAUAGACCCCAACAAAUCAUCAUCACAGCAUCAUGAUUUAGAUUUUUGAUUGGUUUUUCAGUGAAAACAAAAAUUGUGAGGCAAAAUUGAUCAUUCCUACUAAUCGUGAAUCUGAUCGCAAUGUAAAGUGAUUUUUUUUUUACCCUUAGCUGUACUUUUUAAGUUCUAAUUAGCAAGUGUUAGCAUGCUAAACCAAGAUGAUGAACAUGGUAAACAAUAUACCUGCUAAACAUCAGCAUGUUAGUAUUUUCAUUUUUUAUGUUAGCUUUCUAAUGUUAGCAUUAGCUCAGUUGUUUUAGUAGAGGCACACAGAGCUGCUAGCGAGGCUGCAGACUCUUGUUGCUUGAUAAAUGACAUGUUAAUUAAUCAUUCAGCAAAUGAUGUAAAAUUUCAAGAGUUAACAAAUGUUCAAAACUAAACGCUGGAUCCUGUGAAUGUAUUUCCAUGAAGCAGUUAGCUUCAGUCGCAGAUGUGGGAAAGGAAACCAUUCCAGAUGGUAGUGCAAGGUUAUGAAUAUGUUUCAAUGAACUAAGACUGGAAAAGGACUCCUGCUGAUGCACCGCACCACUCGUCCUACUCGUAAGAAACAUGACGAACUCAGCCUCUAACCCUCACUCACUUAAAUUACUUUAUUUACCUUAAUUGCAUUUAUUAUUUAUUGUAAAUUGAGUGAUAGGUUUAUGUCUGCAGAUUUAUUUAUUCCCUACUGUGAUGCUGUUAAUGGUUCUUUUUGUUAAUAAACUUAGAGUCUUACUCCUUAUUGUUUG
Molecule: messenger RNA, 2961 nt
Organism: Morone saxatilis (striped sea-bass)
Lineage: Eukaryota; Metazoa; Chordata; Actinopteri; Moronidae
Gene: yipf2
Product: Yip1 domain family, member 2
Exons: 9
Coding region: 298-1233 (311 amino acids)
Biological process (GO): vesicle-mediated transport
Cellular component (GO): Golgi apparatus; membrane
Molecular function (GO): small GTPase binding
Source: RefSeq, a predicted model, not a curated record